Messenger RNA from Melanaphis sacchari, 3039 nucleotides. Its product is annotated as CREB-regulated transcription coactivator 1-like. Gene Ontology annotation, molecular function: cAMP response element binding protein binding. Bases 628 to 2562 code for a protein of 644 amino acids. The record is from RefSeq and is a predicted model, not a curated record. The transcript has 14 exons. Gene Ontology annotation, biological process: positive regulation of transcription by RNA polymerase II; protein homotetramerization. Lineage: Eukaryota; Metazoa; Arthropoda; Insecta; Hemiptera; Aphididae. Gene Ontology annotation, cellular component: cytoplasm; nucleus.
UAUUCGCCAACAGGUAGACGUCGUUAUCGUGCGCGAUCGUUUUCCUCUGUUUCGUCGCCGAACAUUUUUAUUCCAUAUUAUAUUAUUAUUUUAUUGUGUUAGUUAUUAUUUUUAGUGUUUUUACUAUUAACGGCGUUUACUGCAAUAAUACGAAAUAUCUUUAAUCGACAGUUCGUCGCCGUCGCUUUAUUGGUUUUUUUUUUUUAUGAUCGACAUGUUAGCGGUGCUGUUGUCAUCGCAAGUGCGUGCCAAUGGUUCCGAUAUUUCAUCUAGGCUUUUGGUUUUCAUGACGAUAUAAUGUCAUAAAUGUUACGCGAAACGUAGUAAAAUUAUAACUAAUAAAUCGAUUCGUGCGGUUUAUAUUUAUUUUUUUUCAUUGUUCCUCUUGAAUAGCAAUUUCCCGAGUGAGCCCACAGUGAUUAAAAAAUAUGUAUUACAUUAAAUUAAUUGUACAUCGUGUCAUGUAAAUAUAAUGCCUGCGUUUUAUUGAAAUUGUAUUAAUGUACCGACGAACGUGUAACAGCUAUCACGCUACUCUUAGUCGUCCAACGAAUAAAGUGCCGUUUUUAACGACUUGAACGAUUGUUGACCCCCUUCCCGGUAAACGAUCAAACAGCGUCUUGGACAAUGGCGAACCCAAGAAAAUUUAGCGAAAAGAUUGCUUUGCACAAUCAAAAACAAGCAGAAGAAACGGCUGCUUUCGAAAAAAUUAUGCGCGAGGUUUCUGAUGCCACUAAUGUUAAGUUGAUGGCUAAUGGUUGUGAAGAAGUGGUUGUUAAUCCAAACCAACAAGUCCGAGGUCACAGAGAACGUGGUCGUAGUGUUGGUUCAGUAGGUCCAAUGCGAUCAGAAAAACGAUCAUCUGAUAAGUCACCCUACUCUAGCGGUCCUUAUUUAUCACCUCCUCCUCCUGAUACUAGCUGGAGACGUACUCAUUCAGACUCAGCUUUACACCAGAGUGUUUCGCAGAGCAGUUCUACUGAAUCGUUGGCACAUUUACACAGUCCUGGAUCUCAGCGCAGAACGUUAAUUGAUAACCAGCAGUAUGAUAAGAAAAGAUACUUAUCAACAUCGCCGGAUAAAAGACCUAGGUCUUGCUGUGACGUACCUAGAGUUCCUGGAAUUCAUGUUUUUACCACUCAACAAGAACCAGGCGUUGUUCAAAUACCCAUUGGCAACAAUACUGGUUCAUUACCUGACCUCACUAAUUUUCAGUUUUCUCAGCCAAUCCACGCUCCUCUUGAUCAGGAUGACCAGUAUAAUUUAUCAUCUCCUUAUAAUAGCAACAGCCCACUAACAACAGAUGGUUGUAGUCCUCAAGGUUCUCAAGGCUCUCAAGGUACUCCGAGCCAGAGUCCAAGUGUUCUAUCCCCAGUAUCAAUUAACAGCCGUACACCACCUACACGAUUUUCAUUUACAAGUUCGCCACCACCUGAUUCUCCUAAUCAAACUACCUUGGUCACUUGUGACAUUGUGUUACCAAAUCACCUUAGUGUUCCUUACUUUAUGAACCAUAGGUUACAACGCACAUGUAAGGGAUUUACUGUAGAUAAUAGUCCAGGGAAUGGUAAUUCAGGAGAUAACUGCAAUAAUAACAGAAAAAUGCAAAUAUUAGGCCAAAAUUCAAAUAUGAACUGUGUAACUGGCCAAAUGAAUGGUAUAAAAAUGAACCCUGUACAAACAGUUAUGUAUCAGCAUAUUCCAUUGUCACCAGCACAACAACAAACUCACCAGUCGUGUAGUAUUGUUAAUGGCCAAACUGAAAUAAAUUCCUCGCAUUUAAACAUAGGAAAUUCCCAACUUAACAAUAUAAACACCUUAGGCUCAUAUAGAAAUCAACAAUCUAAUAGGCCAAGUCCACAAUCAUCUCCAGGACUUACAAUUCAAUAUGGAAGUUCCAGUCCAUUAUGCGGAAGUCCACAGAGUCCAUCCUCGCCUAGCAAUUCUUCUGUUAGUAGCACUAAUCAACAUCAAAACUAUCAAACGCACAAAGAUUUUUAUUCAAAUCUGACACAAACUAACAAUCUUCAACACCACUUUGAAAAUUUCUCUAUGGAUAUGAUGCUGGACUGGAAUCAGGUGAUGCAAUCGCUUAAAGAUUCAAAUCCAUCAGCUUGGAUAACUGCCCAAAUCCAGCUUGAUAGUCCUUUGUCUACAGGAUUAGAAUACAUGGGCUCUCCAACUAAUACAUACUUGCAACAGACUGAAGAAUAUGUAAAUUCAGAAAUGACAGCUGAUAUGGGAUAUUUUAGCACUUCACCAUCACAGUCUCUUCAAUUUCCCAACCAGACUCAUACAACACCUAAUACUCCUUCCAGUAUUCCCGACAUAAUACUUACAGAUUUUUCUAAUGGAGAUCAAUUAGAUAACCAAAAUGAUUUUGUGAAAGAAUUAAAUUCCACAAAUGCAUUUGAUGCAGACUUCUUCGCCACUGAAGACAGCAUUAGGCAGGGUCUUGUUGAUCAGAUUGAUCUAGAUCACUUGGAACAUUUACAAAUGUUAGCUGAACCAAUCAACAAUGAAUCAACUAACAAUGAUCACAAUCGUCACUUUCAAAUGUAAUUAAUUAUAUUGACAUUUUUUAUUCUUUUUUUUUUUAUCUGUGAUUAAUUGAUGAUAUAUAUCCUUAGGAUUGGAUAGUAAUAGUUAUUAUUUUUAUUACACAAAAGUGCCAGAACGUUUUGAUUAUAACUAAGCUGUUGUAAUUUUUCUUGCUAUUUUCUUUUUUCAGUGCCAAAGACUUAAAUUUAUACUUUUUUCUUAGUACAUUAAAUUUGUGUUGUUUUUUUAUGUAGUUACCAUCCGAUAUUCUAAUCAUCGUUGCAUUUUAUAAUUAAUAAUAUACCUUUUUCAUAUUUCAGAAUUCUUUUUAUAAUUAUAUUAAAAUAAUGUAUUGCACAAAUUUAAAUAUCCUUAGCUGCCGAAUCACAAGUUUAGAACCUAUGGUGCAUAUAUUGUAAGAUUAAUAUGACAAAUAUGUAUUUUUUAUACAGUAUAUAUUUAAAACUUAAUUAUAAUAUAAUAUUAAUAAGUUCCCUU